Messenger RNA from Canariomyces notabilis, 1504 nucleotides. RefSeq lists its product as uncharacterized. The record is from RefSeq and is a predicted model, not a curated record. The transcript has 2 exons. NCBI's taxonomy places the organism in Eukaryota, Fungi, Ascomycota, Sordariomycetes, Sordariales, Chaetomiaceae. Bases 114 to 1277 code for a protein of 387 amino acids.
GUCGAUCUGUCUCGCCGCCUUGGGCUUAUCUGAAUCCAGUCGCUCGUUAGAACCGGAAAGUCGGACAGAGUUAUGCUGCACCGACCCCAUCGCCCAUUGCCUGCAGCUGCGACAUGAUGGCUUCCGCGGCAGCGCUACCCUCGAGCCAACACGCCCUCGGGCUCCCCUCACAGUCAGCCCGCUGUCCAUCACCGUCAUCGGGGCGGCUGUGGACAUCAUGGGCCGCGAUCUUUGCCAUCUUCUUCUGCCUAGUUUCUCACACGCUGGCUGCUACCUUGGACGCCGCCAUGCCCGCCGAAACCCUUGUCACUGACCACAGGUUACCUUAUCGGGAUGGCCGAGGUUGGGUCAUGCUAUCGGAGCAAGAUAUUGAGCGGAGGAGGUUGCAGGAGCGUGCCCCAUCUGAGUCCUCCGAGUCCUCAGAAGAAUCAGAAACGUCAACGACCACUUCAAGCGGCGCCUCCGUGACCACCACCUUCUCCAUCGUAUUCGGGACGCCAAAACCGUCCACCACGAGCACGACUGUGUCUGCAAGCCCGCUGCCCAGCAUUCUCGACAGCAUGCCGUCCGUCUUCCUUCCCGCGUCGGACGGCGGGCCGGCACCGUGUCCGGUGUUUAUCAAUUCCUUCCUCACCGAUCCGACCUUCAAGCAGUGCUAUCCGCUCUCAAUGCUCUUCGAGUCAAAGUCAUUUUUUGAAGCAAAGAGAUCACUCCUGGGCAUAACGCGAACCCUGGACGCGACUUGUGCCGCCAACGCAACCUUCUGCAACGACUACAUGCAGACAUUGGCCCGGAAUUUCACUGCCCCCGAGAACUGCGGCCGAGAGUAUGACGCCGGCGCUACCGCCAUAAUAGACGUCUACGAUGCUAUGACGGCGUACGCCCCCGUCUACGGCGCCGGGUGUCUUCGGGAUGACGAGACGUCGGCCUACUGCUACGCCAACGCCGUCACGAACCAGACCAACUAUAGCAUGGCCUACGUCUACUUCCUGCCGCUCAAUAAGUCGCUGCCCGGGGCGACGGUGGCGCCCUGCAACUUUUGCUUGCAGCAGACCAUGGCCCUCUACCAAGCUUCCACCGCCGACCGCAGGCAGUUGAUCUCGUUGACGUACGAGGCGGCGGCUAAGCAGGUCAACACAAUUUGCGGGCCGGGCUUUGUCAACGAGUCGCUUGCCCCUGUCGCCGUCCCUGCCACCGCCCUGGCAGGGGUAAUGAGGCCUUCCACGUGGCUGUCGACGGCCGUGGUGGGGUUGGCCGCAAUACUGUGGCUUCUAUGAGUCCGGUUAAUUGACGACGGUCGAUCAUUGCAUGAAUAAACGAAACAGUGACGUUGAUUUUAACUGGGACAGCAUGGCGUUGGUUCAGGGUUUCAAUCUUCUUCCAUUUAUCGAUUUCUAUUCCACUUCUUAUCUUUUUUUACUAUUCAUUUAACUUGAGUCAAUUUUUUGGAAUAUCUUCAAUCACCGACGCCGGAGAUCGACCUGAUACCUAUCCCUCUCAUCCG